Drosophila nasuta is the source of this 306-nucleotide messenger RNA. Its product is annotated as metallothionein-2-like. NCBI's taxonomy places the organism in Eukaryota, Metazoa, Arthropoda, Insecta, Diptera, Drosophilidae. Bases 71 to 205 code for a protein of 44 amino acids. The transcript has 2 exons. The record is from RefSeq and is a predicted model, not a curated record. Gene Ontology annotation, molecular function: metal ion binding.
CCAAAAAGCGAAGUUCGCGUCAACUAUUCAUAUUAACGUGUUUGAAAAGUUAUAAUUAAACAUUUUAAAAAUGCCUUGCAAAGGAUGUGGAAAUAAUUGCCAGUGCACCUCAGGCAAAUGUGGCGGUAACUGCGCCGGAAAUCAGCAAUGUCAAUGCGCCAGCAAACCAGCCACCACGAAAUGCUGUCAGAACAAAUGCUGCUGAGAAAACACUAUAGAUUUCCAUGCAAUGAAAUCUCUGACUGAUCAUAACGAACAAAAGUUGCAAAACAUUUACCAUUUAAAUUAAAACACAAAUUUAACAUA